AUGGGCGGAGGGGCGGGGAGCGGCAUGAUGGGCGGAGAGACGGAGAGCGCGGAGGAAAUGUCUCUGGAGCAGCUGAUGGGUGUGAGCCGAUGGUGCGUGCUGCGCGCCGUGGAGGUGGAGGUGACGGCUAGAGUGGCGGAGAGGCUUGGGGAGAUGGAGGAGAGAAAGAGAGAGGAAGAGAGGGAGAGGGAGGAGGAGAGGGAGAGAGUGAGAGAGGACGAGAGGAGGAGGGUGAGAGAGGAAGAAAGGAAGAUAGAGGGAGAGAGAAAUAGGGCGAGAGAGGAAGAGUGGAAGUGUGUGAUAGAGGAAGAGAGGAAGAGGAUGAGGGAGGAAGAGAGACAGAGUGUGCGAGCGGAAGAAAGGGAGAGGUUGAGAGAGGAAGAGAGGGAGAGGGUGAGAUCAGAAGAAAGGGAGAAGGUGAGAGAGGAAGAGCGAGAGAGGGUGAGAGAGGAAGAGAGGGAGAGAGUGAGAGUCGAAGAGAGGGAGAUAGUGAGAGUCGAAGAGAGGGAGAGGGUGAGAGAUGAACAAAGGACGAGGGUGCAAGAGGAAGCGAGAAAGAGAAAGAUGGAGGAAACGAGGAAGAGAGCGAGAGUCGAGGAGAGAAUGAGAAUAAGAGAAGAAGAGAGGAUAAGAGCGAGAGAGGAAGAGGCGAGUAAGAGGAGAGAGGUCGCGAGAAAAGCGAGGGAGGCUCUAGCGAAGUCGAAGAGGCGCAAAAGGGAGCUAAAAGCAGCGUUGACGGAGGCAGCGAGGGCGGUGGCUGGAAUGAAGGAGGGCGUUGAAGAGAAGGUGCGGGAGGUAGUGGUGCGGGCGGCGCUGUUUGGCUGCUUCCUAGAGGACGAGACGGCCUUUCAAGCUGCUCCUGGAGGCAGUGCCGGGCGCAAGCGAGCUCGCAUGGCGGACGGCUCUGCUGCUGCGCACCGCAUGAGGGAGCACCUGGAAACCCUCUUAGCCUAUGCAGAGGAGGCGAGAGGGAAGGCCCGCGAGGUGAGGAGGAAAGUGCGUGGGCUGUGGCAUAGACAUGUGUUGAGUGGUGGGGCGAUGCAGGUUGAAGUGGAGAGGGAGGAGGAAGAGAUGAGAGAGGAGGACGGGGAUGAGGAGGAGGAGGAGGAGGAGGAGGAGGAGGAGGAGGAGGAGGAGGAGGAGGAGGAGGAGGAGGAGGAGGAGGAGGAGGAGGAGGAGGAGGAGGAGGAGGAGGAGGAGCAGGAAGAGGAGGAGCAGGAAGAGGAGGAGGAGCAGGAAGAGGAGGAAGAGGAGGAGGAGCAGGAAGAGGAGGAAGAGGAGAAAGAGCAGGAAGAGGAGGAAGAGCAGGAAGAGGAGGAAGAGGAGGAGGAGCAGGAAGAGGAGGAAGAGCAGGAAGAGCAGGAAGAGGAGGAAGAGGAGGAAGAGCAGGAAGAGGAGGAAGAGGAGGAAGAGGAGGAAGAGGAGGAAGAGGAGGAAGAGGAGGAAGAGGAGGAAGAGGAGGAAGAGGAGGAAGAGGAGGAAGAGCGUGGGCAUGAGAAGAUAGAGAAUGCUCUAGAGGAAGAAGUUGGUGACAACUAUGACUUGGUGCAGCCCUACGCCCAGGAACAUGUUAUGGCAGCCAGACUCGUCCAGAGGGGGCGAACGAGGGUUGGAGGUUUAGGCGGAGGUGCCGGAGGGUGCAUGGGGGAGAGGCGUGAAGGGGGGGAGAGCGGGGAAGGGAGAGGCGGGGCAGAUAAAGUGGACAGGAACGGACAGCGGGAACGAGAUCGGCAAGAGCAAUUGCAGCGGGGCCGAGCACGCCGCAACCCCGUUUUCAGUGACGACCCUAACCACAGCCUUUUCUUUUUCCUCACCCUCGCCCCCUGCCACUGCCCCGGCCUCUAUGCCUCGCUCUCCUCCCUCACCCUCCACCGCCUCUCGCCCAUUCCCUCUCACUCCCUCGCCUCCCUCUGCCAGCUGCCCUCUCUCACCUCACUUUCCGUCCUGGGAACUUCCAUCAAUUCCUCAGGCAAUUUUCGGUUCUCAUCCUUCUCUCCGCUCCACCAGCUCGUUCUGGACUGCCCAGACCCCAGUGAGCUGAAUUUUGGCACUUUCUACGCCGAUGAGAGCGAGCCGUUUGAGAGGCUGAAGGAGCUGCAUUUCAGCCGCGUCACGAACCACCUGCUGCUGGAGGUUGGCGGGUUGACAGGCCUUGAGGCCUUCUCCUGCACGUGCAGUGAGGAAGUGACUCAUUGGGGUUUGAGGAACCUGAAUCGCCUCACCAGGCUGACGAGGCUGCAGGUGGCGCCAGCAAACCUGGAGGACCAUCACCUGCAGCUGCAGUUCCGCAAUGAUUCCUUGCCAGAUAUCUCCACGGUCUGCCAGCGGCCCACUCCCAACAGCAAGCGCGCUUGUUAUUGUGACUUUCGGCUUUUUAACCCCAAGUACCCGUGCUUGGAUGGCAGUGUCUGGCAGGUGGUGGGUGCGCUGCACGGCUUGCAGCAGCUUGGCGUGCAUGGAGUGGCCAGCAGUAAUCAAGACCUGCAAGCCCUCACUGCUCUCACACACCUCACCUCUCUCCACAUCACUGGCACCAACCUGAACGAUUAUGCAUGCUUCAAGGGCUUUUCUCAGUUGAGGGACCUGGGGCUGGCUGGGUGCAGCGUGGAUGUGGAAUCGUACGUGUGGGAGUGGAGCCGCAGCAUGCCACAGUUACAAUCCUUGGAUCUAUCAGCCACGCGGAUCAGCUACAAGAGCACAUCUCAGCUUUAUUUACUUACGAGUUUGGAGCGCCUGAAGGUGCAGCAGUGCUGCAACCUGCGUGAGGCGUUCCUGCGGCAUGUGAGCCUGAUACCCCAGCUGAAGGAGCUGGAUGGGCUUUAA
Closterium sp. NIES-65 is the source of this 2823-nucleotide messenger RNA. The record is from the annotation of a GenBank genome assembly. Lineage: Eukaryota; Viridiplantae; Streptophyta; Zygnematophyceae; Desmidiales; Closteriaceae.